This is a messenger RNA of Solea solea (common sole), 542 nucleotides long. RefSeq names its product B-type lectin plumieribetin-like. Bases 156 to 497 code for a protein of 113 amino acids. The transcript has 3 exons. The record is from RefSeq and is a predicted model, not a curated record. NCBI's taxonomy places the organism in Eukaryota, Metazoa, Chordata, Actinopteri, Pleuronectiformes, Soleidae.
AUUUCAUCACCAGAUUCGAUCAGAUGUCUCUGAUUGGGUGACGCUCUCCACCCCCGUUUCAUCCAGCGCUGAUAUAAAGUGGGCUGGUUUCAGAGCAGAACCACUUCAGCCUGCUCAGCUCUUUCUCUGACAGAAGAACCUGCUACAGCUGAACCAUGAACCGAAACUCACUCAGCACUGACCAGGAGCUGCGUCAAGGGGAGCACCUGAUGAGUCUGAAUGGUAAUUACCAAGCCAUUCUCCAGACUGAUGGCAACUUUGUCAUCUACAAAUGGACUCCCACCUGGGCGUCCAGUACAAAUACGGACGAUACGCUCCGUCUCCUUUUGCAGCCGGAUAACAACCUGGUCAUUUACAACAACAAAGGAACAGCCGUGUGGGCCAGCGGAACACACUCCAACAGCCACACCCAAAGAAUGCGUCUGACCAUGCAAAACGACGGUCGGCUGGUUCUUGACAAGGAUGGGAACGAAGUCUGGAGUGUUGGAGGAAAGUGAUGUGAACCACACUGAAAUAAAGAGCUGAGAUGCUCAUUAACUGGC